AUGCUCUCGACUCUUCGAUCGAUCAGCCAAUCCACCAAUCUGACGCUGUUCCACCUCAACUGUUCCUUGAUCGCGGCCCUUCUUGGAUUGGCCACCUAUCGACUGUUCAUCAAGGAUUGGUCGGACCCGAACCACUGCCAAGCACUUCUGCAUACCGGGGACUGGCUGGAUGGAUCCCGACAUACUAAUUGGCAGCCGACCGGCUGCAUGCUCCACACCUACAAGCCCAAAUCCGUCGGCCAAUGUCUGGCCGGCCGAUCGGUAGUCUUCAUUGGCGACUCGAUCACCCGGGUGCUCUUCUAUGGCGCGCUACGGACGAUGGACCCUUCAGUGACUCCCGAUGGCCAGUCGAAGCACUCCGAUCGCACCCUGAAAAUCGGCGGCAUCGAGUGGCGGUACGUCUGGGACCCCUUCCUGAACUCCACCACCUGGCCCGAAAUCAUCUCCGGAAACUACUUGUCAUCCCUGCCCUCGCCCACAAGCAAUUCCAAGGAAGACCUCGCUCUCAAGAACCGGCCGGCCCUUCUGGUCGUAGGCUCUGGGCUCUGGUAUCUAGGACUGCCAUCGGGCAUCGACACCUGGAAGCAGAAAGUCGACCAUCUGUUCCAAAUCACCUCCCCCAGACUGGCCCACAAACAGGCGCGCAUCGCCGACGAGAUCGUCCUCCUUCCAGUCGAAUAUCCCGCCUUCGAGAAGCUCAACCAGGACCGUAAGCAGAGGAUGCAUCCGGAUCAAGUUCAGAAAAUGAACGACUACACCCUCAAAAAGAGUAACUCGAGCCCCUCCUCACCCAUCGUCAUCCCAACAGUCAUGAACUUGAUCUCCCAACAAGCUCCCUCAGAAACUCAAGACGGAUUGCAUUACUCAAACAAACUCUCAGAUAUCCAGGCAAGGAUCUUAUUCAAUCUACACUGCAACGAUCAAAUCUUGAAAAAAUUUCCUCUAGACAAGACCUGCUGUUUUCAGUAUCCGCCGCCCAAUUGGAUCCAAAUCAUCCUUCUCCUCUUCCUGUUGGUUUGGGCACCACUUGGGAUUUACAUUAAUCACUAUCCUAAUUCACCGCUCGCCGUCCACAGUUAUUUGUUCCCUUCAAACGAUCGAUUGAACUCCAUGGCAAUCUUUGGGGGCUCGAUCGUCCUGAUUUUCCUGAGCGAUCGCACCUCGAUGUUCAACAAAGAGCAGAAGCAAUUCGACCGACUGCAAUUUGGCACCCUGAAUCUGCUCGCCUUGGUAGCGGGAAUCUGGAGUGCAGUGACUUCGGAGAAAGGCGACAUGGGCCUCCUGAACCGGGAGCAGACGGACGAAUGGAAGGGCUGGAUGCAGAUCGCCAUCCUCAUCUACCAUUAUCUCGCGGCCUCCCAGGUCUCCGGAAUUUACAACCCGAUCCGGAUCUGUGUGGCCAGUUAUCUCUUCAUGACCGGCUAUGGCCACUUCACCUACUACUAUCUCAAGAAAGACUUCAGUUUCCCUCGGAUCCUCUCCGUGCUCGUUCGCUUGAACCUGCUGACCUUGGUGCUGGCUUACGUGAUGGAUACGGACUAUCUGUCCUACUACUUCUCGCCCUUGGUUAGCAUGUGGUUCUUGAUCAUCUGGGCAACGAUGUUUAUCGGACAUCAGUGGAACGAUCGGAUGGUGUUUUUGCUGCCCAAGCUGGCCUGUUCGGUGGUCCUGAUCGUCUGGUUCUUCAAGGCCGACAAACCACUUGGAUGGGUCUUUGGAUUUAUCAAUCUAGUCUUUGGGACCGAGUGGAAUGCCAACGAAUGGAGAUUCAGAGUGACCCUGGAUAUGUUCAUCGUCUAUUGGGGAAUGCUCACCUCGUUGAUCUAUCUUAAAGUUAAAGAACAUAAGUGGCUCGAACGAGAUCAUUCCAAUCGGUUCGAUCAGCUCCGCAAAAUCGCGAUUUGGAUCAGCGCGCUCGGAUUGGUCUGGUUCUUUUGGUUCGAAAUCUCCCGACCAAACAAGUUGAUCUACAACCUCUACCACCCUUAUAUCUCGAUCAUCCCGAUCUCGUCGUUCAUCAUUCUGAGGAACUCGACCGAGUUCUUGAGAGCCACCAACUCUAAGUUUUUUGUCUUUAUCGGCCAAUGCUCCUUGGAAACUUUCAUCAUUCAGUUUCAUUUUUGGUUAGGAGCAGACACGAAAGGGAUCCUGAAGGUGCUUCCGUUCCGGGGCCACAGGCUGCUGAACCUGAUUGUGUCGACGGUUGUGUUUAUCUUUGUGAGCCACCAAGUGGCGCAGGCGUCGGGGACGCUGAGCAGCUGGCUGUGCUACAAGCCGAAGCCGUCCGUGAGCACGAGCGUCGGGCCCAAUGAUGGGGGAUCCUCGUUGGAGGAGGCCCGGGCCAAGCCCGAGACUAGUCAUCAGCAGCCGCCCCAUCCCGGCUCGUCCUCCGUCAACCAACACGAUAGCUACUUGCCCCUCUCCACUAACGACAUCGAUAAAGACGUCCAUCUGUCCCUCUCCGAUUCCCCUCGCUCCUCUCAGCAACCCUCUAUCUUCCUCCAGGCUAUCGACUCCCUCCGCAACCUCUAUCGCUCUCAGCUUCCUUUCAGAGCCCUCGUUUGGUUGGCUUGCUUCUGGAUCCUCAACCUUCUCACACCGUCUAAAGUCAACUCUCAUGGCCAUAUUCGUUUGUCCCUUUCUCGCUCUCUCUCUCUUCUCUUCCUCGACGUUCCCAAUUAAUUAACUUGCUUUUUUUGCCGCUUGGUUUUGUAGUGCCUACUCAUUAACUCCCGCUUC
Messenger RNA from Puccinia graminis f. sp. tritici CRL 75-36-700-3, 2739 nucleotides. RefSeq lists its product as uncharacterized. The coding region runs from base 1 to 2682 and encodes 893 amino acids. The record is from RefSeq and is a predicted model, not a curated record. The transcript is spliced from 3 exons. Lineage: Eukaryota; Fungi; Basidiomycota; Pucciniomycetes; Pucciniales; Pucciniaceae.